UCUACUCACGACUUCAUCCUGCGUUUACUUUUUAAAAUUACAAAAAGUCAAAACCAACGUUUCACUGCAUCAUCACCAUUGCUCUCUCUCUCUCUCUCAAUAAUGGUCGUUAAUACGCCUCAACCGUCUUCUCCUUCUCCCUCUACAUUCUUGCCACCUCUGCAACCUUCUCGUUUUUGAUUAGACGUCUUCUGACUCUAAUGUCGCCAGGUAGAUCACAGUUCCGGCGAACAGAGAGGAGUUGUGCUACGCUCUGCUGUUCUCCGGUUUCUUCAACGUGCUUACAGCUCUAUCCAGCUCGUCUUCUUCUCCGUAAAUGGUUUAACAUUCCAAACACUGAAUCAGAUCUUGCCCCUGAAAGUGACGAUGAAGAUCAAGAAGACAAUGAUUGCGCUGAAGAUUCUGAAACCGAAGGAAUCGAAGAAGGUCUUCUUGACAAUGAUGAUGCACAACCAGAGCUGAGAAGAAGGAACUCUGAAACGUUUCGGAAUCAGUAUAUGGACACCAAAUCAGUCAGAAUCUGUGUUGGGACUUGGAAUGUUGGAGGAAGAGUUCCACAAAAUGACUUGGAUAUUGAUGGUUGGGUAGAUACCAUUGAACCUGCAGACAUUUAUGUUCUUGGUCUUCAGGAAAUUGUUCCACUGAAUGCUGGAAACAUUUUUGGUGUUGAAGAUGACAAGCCUGUGUCUAAAUGGGAGGAUACCAUACGUGACGCUUUAAACAGGAUAAGACCGAGCAAGUUAAAGAUCAUAAGUUACAGUGAUCCUCCUUCUCCAUCAAAGUUUAAACCAUUGGAAGAGGUCUCUGAUGUGGUAGAAGAUAUGUUUACUUGCAAUGUUAUUCAUCCGGUUGAUGAAGAUUUCGAAAUCGAGGACGGUAUUGUAAACGCUAAUUACGGUAAGGGAUCAUGCUUGCCGAGACAAGAGUAUCUGCAGAGGCAGUUCUCAUCCCCAAAGACGCUGGACAGGUUAUUGUCAAUGCAGCUUGACGACACUGGUUCUAAACGUGCCAAGAGUUUAAACCGGUGGUUUAGUUACUCAGAGAGAGUUGGUUUGAGCUGGCCAGAACCUCCUUUGAGAUUGUUGAACCAACAUGUUAGGGAAAGACGUUGUUCCUACAAGUCUUCAUUGAAGCCGUUUAAGAAUUAUAACUCUUUCAAAGCAACUGCAAACAACCAUGGUGUUGCGCCAGGGAAGAAGACGCCUCUGCUUACGGAUAUAGACUUUAAGCCUCUCAUGAAUACGAGGAAACCUUCGUAUGUACGGAUUGUUAGCAAACAGAUGGUUGGAGUUUUUUUAACAAUAUGGGUUCGGAGGAGCUUGAGGAAACAUAUACGUAAUCUCAGUUUGUCUACUGUGGGUGUUGGCGUUAUGGGUUACAUUGGUAACAAGGGAGCUGUAUCGGUGAGCAUGUCAGUGUAUCAGACACCGUUUUGUUUUGUCUGCACGCAUCUAGCGUCUGGGGAAAAAGAUGGAGAUCACAGAAAAAGAAACGCUGAUGUAAGCGAUAUUCAUAGAAGAACUCAGUUUCAUCCUCAUGAAACAAGACUUCCAAGAAGCAUCCGUGAUCAUGAAAGAAUAAUCUGGCUAGGAGAUUUGAAUUAUCGGAUUAACUUACCGUAUAAGAAGACACAUGAGCUUAUUGCAAGAAAAGAUUGGAAGAGGUUAGCUGAGAAGGACCAGCUUGCGAGAGAAAUGAGACAAGGGCGUGUAUUCGAGGGAUGGUCAGAAGGAAAUCUAGAUUUCCCACCAACUUACAAAUACGAUAUCGAUUCAGAAAGUUACAGAGGAAAAGAUCACAAGUCAGGGAAACGAACACCAGCCUGGUGUGAUCGCAUUAUAUGGUAUGGGAAAGGAAUGAAGCUUAUGAGUUACAGAAGAAGUGAGAUUAUCCUCUCUGAUCACCGGCCAGUCACAGCUACAUUUGUUGUAGAGGCUGAAGUUUUCUCUCCGCGGAAGCUUCAGCGUACUCUCACGCUCACCAACGCAGAGAUUGAUAGCCAUGAAGCUUUUGUACAGGAGUAGCUAUAUACUAAAAUCAGAUCCAUUCAAUUCAUUCGUCUUUUUGUUCGUAAUUGUUUCAUAUCUUUUCCUGUCUAUAGAUUAUAUUUGUGACAUGUCUCGUCAAAGAAACGUAUAUGUUCAAGGUGGUAAGGGUGUGAAUAGUCUUAGUGUGAAAUACACAAUCCUAUUACU
Raphanus sativus (radish) is the source of this 2195-nucleotide messenger RNA. Its product is annotated as type I inositol polyphosphate 5-phosphatase 1-like. Lineage: Eukaryota; Viridiplantae; Streptophyta; Magnoliopsida; Brassicales; Brassicaceae. Gene Ontology annotation, biological process: phosphatidylinositol dephosphorylation. Gene Ontology annotation, molecular function: inositol-polyphosphate 5-phosphatase activity; phosphatidylinositol-3,4,5-trisphosphate 5-phosphatase activity; phosphatidylinositol-4,5-bisphosphate 5-phosphatase activity. The transcript has 10 exons. The record is from RefSeq and is a predicted model, not a curated record. Bases 201 to 2024 code for a protein of 607 amino acids.